Molecule: messenger RNA, 1508 nt
Organism: Rattus norvegicus (Norway rat)
Lineage: Eukaryota; Metazoa; Chordata; Mammalia; Rodentia; Muridae
Gene: Dpcd
Product: deleted in primary ciliary dyskinesia
Exons: 6
Coding region: 38-649 (203 amino acids)
Cellular component (GO): extracellular region
Source: RefSeq, marked validated
AUGGCAGUGGCCAGGCGCGUUGCUGGGCGGAGGGAAGAUGGCGGUGACUAGCUGGCUGGAGAUUUUGCGGUCGGCCGAGAAGACGGCACUGCUGCAGGAUGGGAAGAGGAUGGUGCACUAUUUGUUCCCAGACGGGAAGGAAAUGGCGGAAGAAUAUGAUGAGAAGACCAGUGAACUCCUUGUGAGAAAGUGGCGUGUGAAAAAUGCCCUGGGAGCCUUGGGCCAGUGGCAGCUCGAAGUGGGAGAACCAAUGCCCUCAGGAGCUGGGAGCCUGGGAUCCGAGCUCAUCAAGGAAAGUAAUGCCAAUCCCAUCUUCAUGCGCAAGGACACCAAAACAAGUUUCCAGUGGCGGAUUCGAAAUCUCCCCUACCCAAAGGAUGUCUACAGUGUGUCAGUGGCCCAGAAGGAGCGCUGUGUCAUUGUUAGAACGACAAACAAAAAGUACUACAAGAAGUUCUCCAUUCCUGACUUAGACAGACACCAGCUUCCUCUGGAAGAUUCUGCACUGAGCUUUGCUCACGCCAACUGCACCCUGAUAAUCUCCUAUCAGAAGCCAAAGGAGGUCAUGGCAGCUGAAUCAGAGCUACAGAAGGAGUUAAAGAAGGUAAAGACAGCGCACAGCAGUGAUGGGGACUGCAAGACGCAGUAGCUACUGAGCCUCGCACCUCCAGUGUGGAGGAAACUGAGAGACGUCCAGACUUGGGUUUUAUGCACAGGCAGCCUCUUCUCUUCUAAGAACUACAGAGUCCCCAGAACUGGCCCUUGGGGCACAGCUUGCUCCCACCUGUGGUUUUAUCCUGAGUAAAGUCAUUUGCAGUUGUUCUGGAAGGACUGACUGCCUUUUUCUCUGAUGGCCCGUCCCUGGAUGCCUUGGCCUUCCUCACCCCACCUUCCCAUCCUGAGGACCUUCCACACAGGCCUUCCAGCUAAAGGGGGAGAAAAGUGGGAACAGGGCUGGGUGUCUUGUAAACUCCUGUGUGCUGGCUUGCCUUAUAUGAGUAGCUCAGGGAAAACUCCUCUGAGGCAGGUAUGGGCAAAGGAGAAGUUUAAAAAUUUAGCUGUCUUGGAAACAGCACAGAAUGUUAGGACACUGGUUAAAAGAGCAUGGCUACAGUAUUGUCAAAGGUGUGUGUAUGGUGGGACAGAGCGAAAGGUCACCCAGCUCAGCACCUAGAGCCCUCUGACCGUUAGUUCCUUAUCUGCGCCCCAAAGAGGUAGAAGAAACCUUUUUGUUCUCGGGGGCACAGCCAUGGGUUUGUCCUUCCCCUGUACACAUUCCUGAGUUUAAAUGUGAUACUCUGCCUUCCUGGAGCCUCUUAGAAUACCUAACCAGGGCUGGAGAGAUAGCUCAGAGUACCAACUGCUCUCCCAGAGGUCCCGAGUUCAAUUCCUAAUAACUACAUGUGGCUCACAGCCAUCUGUAAUGGGAUCUGGUGUGUCUGAAGACAGCUGCAGUGUACGCAUAUACAUUAAAUAAAUCUUAAAAAAAAAAUGACCUAACCAUCAAA